AUGAACGCCCAGAUAGCCACAACUAAAAGGCUAAUCACCCCGUACGGAAACAAAUUAGAGCAGCUGAUAAAGGAAUAUAAGGGAAUGAAGCCGAAAUCACUAUGCGCCAAACUUUCUGAGGAAGCACAGAAAGUAAAUAUUGAAAAUCUACGUCAACUCGAGGAGGUGAUGGGAGCUGUUGACACUCUGGCAGGACAAUUGGAGGCAACAGUAAGAAAGUUCCUCACUCUGAGAGACAGUUCAUCUACGGGUAGUGAGCCUGAUGACAACGAAACUUACUCCAUUCGAGCCGAAGACAGUAUUGCCACACCACAUCAGGGCGAUCAAAUCCUUCGAUGGCAUGAGCCAGCCUCAAGCGACAGCACCACAAUCUUCAUCUGGGACGCAGGCGCAACUUCGCAAGCUCCAAAGCUCAUCAACAAAUUGGGAAAUAGCCACCUACGAAGUCAAUUCCUAAAGGAUCAACGUUCACUUUUCGAACAAAUUCAAGUCAUCAUUCAGGAACUGAGGCAGAAAGGCGAACAAGUUGACAAUCAAUGGGUGAUGAAAAAUAUCUUAUCGAAAUUUUCUGAAGAAUUACUGCGGAAACCAGCGAAGACUGCGGCACCCGAAAGAACAACCCACACCAAAGAAGAGGAUUCCGCAAAACCGAAUAUAGGAGACCACAAACCAGCCGGGUGCGGAAAAUUCGAGAAAAUGCAAGAACGGGCACAAUGCCUACAAGAAAGGAACUUGUGUGAGCUAUGCGCAUCAGCGCACCAUGUAACAGCAGAUUGCCGCAGGCAACCGUGCUUUCACUGCCAAGGCCCACAUAACACAUCGUGCUGUUUUACGCCGCAGUAA
Ostertagia ostertagi is the source of this 843-nucleotide messenger RNA. The record is from the annotation of a GenBank genome assembly. NCBI's taxonomy places the organism in Eukaryota, Metazoa, Nematoda, Chromadorea, Rhabditida, Trichostrongylidae.